CUGCCGACGACGACUAUCUCGCCACGCGACGGUCCCAUGGCUCGAACGGUCGCGGAUCGCACGUAAUCCCUCUCUAUCCGAGACACCUCGAGCAACGUGCCCGAAAUCUCUCCAGCCCAUCUGGACAGCAGAGAGACGUCGCGCUUAAAACCCGGAAAACAAAACGAACGAAACGCGACGAGAUAUUUGAAGAGCCGCGCGCGGUCUUCGAACGAUUACGAUUUCGCUCGAUUCCGACGCCGACGACGGAAGUGCAUCGAAGUCGCAGGAAGUUCCGGAUGCGUCGGAAGGAACAAGGUCGCGAUCGUGCCACCUGAUCGGUGCUGCGAAGUCGGAGCGAGCUCCGCGACGCGGGAAAAGAAGCUGCUAAGAAUAACAAACGAAGGGAGCGAGCAGAAAAACGAACAGAACGAGAGAAUUGCAGAGAGAGAGUGAGAGAGAGAGAGAGAGAAAGAGAAGCGGUUUUCGAGAGAUCAAAGUUGAAAUUGCUCGGGCGAAGAACGCCGGUCGGAGGCGCACCGGGCGGAGAGAGGAAUCCGCGAAACGAGCGAGACAAUUGGAUCCGCGAGAAAAAUUCGGACAAAGCGAAAGAAAUUCAAAGGUCGCGAAGAAAGCCUGGCCGGCUGAAAAGGAGGACAAAGCCGGGUUCGAGUGUCGCUUAGACGCGAAAAAAAAAACUGGUCGGCUCGUUUUGUUAAUCAAAAGACGUCGUUUCGGCUCGCGGUUUGACUAAUAACGAGCAUGUGUGCCGGCCCGGCCCGAGAAAAAGUCGAGAGGAAGUUUAUAGAAAACGGAGUCCGGCCGCCGUCAGUCGAACGAUCCUCUUCGCCGAGGGUCGUCGAGAGUGUCUGAACAAAGACGCUAGACGUUGUCGAUGGUAAACAGGUGGAUAAAGAUCGGCGAGCGAGCUUCGGUGUCGGUCGGGUCGCGUUUGAGAAUGAUUUGCUCGUCGUUCCGUUGCGUCGAGGUGACUGCGUGCCCGAGGAAUCGCGAUUUAAAAUAUUGUGGGAUCCAUUGAUUCGGAUGCGGGCCAACGUCUCGAUCACGAUCUCGAUCUCGAGAGAUCCUGGAUGCUCCUGGACGCAGCGGCGCCGCUGAUUGGCCUGGAGUUUCACGCGUCAGCUCGAAACACCUGAUUCUCGACCGCUGUUCCGAGAUGCGGUGCACGUCGGGACACGUGUUUCUGACAAGUUUGCUGAUACUACUUCGAGCGCGCCGUGCAAACGCGGCCGUCGAGGACCCGCCUGAAUUUCAGAACAAAGCGCCGCUUAGGCUGGUCUGGGCCAACGAGGGCGAGGAAGUCGAAUUACCCUGCGACAUCACCCCACCCACGCCCAACGACACUGUAAACAUGGUGCUCUGGUUCAAGGAUUCCGAGGGCAUCCCCCUGUACAGCCUGGACGCGAGGAGCGGGAACGUCUCGUCAGCGAUUCACUGGGCAGUCAGCGACGAUCUGGGAAAGAGAACGUACUUCCAGAUCGGCGACGGGCAAAGGGCGAAACUGAAGAUCACGAAAGUGAACUACAAGGACCAAGGGAUCUUCAGGUGCCGGGUAGAUUUCAUCGAUUCCCCGACGAGGAACUUCCGAGUGAAUCUCACGCUCGUCGAGAAGCCAUCCAUGCCUGUGAUAUACGACGCGCAAGGCCACGAUGUGACAGGAGUGGCUGGGCCUUUUCUUGAGGGCUACAGUCUAGCAUUAAUCUGCCAGGUGUCCGGAGGGAGGCCAAAGCCGGCGGUGACGUGGUGGAAGGACGGCGAGCUCUUGGACAGCGUGGUCGACACGAUGGUCGGUAUGCCGCGGAAGUUCACGUCGAACCACCUCUUCAUCGACAAAGUGACGCGGUCGUUGCGGGGCACGAAGCUGGUGUGUAAGGCGCAAUCGGCUCCCAUGGCCGCGCCGAUUGUGCGGGAAGUUCCCUUGGACAUUUACCUGAAACCGGCGGUCGUCAAGAUCAUCUUCACCGACGAUCAGAUUUACGCGGGCCGACCCUUCGCGGCGCGCUGCGAGUCCUGGGGAAGCUCACCGGCGGCGAGGAUCGUGUGGAGGUUAGGGGAGCAAGUGAUAGGGGAGCCGAACGUGUCGACCACGCAGAGGAGCAACUCCACGGUCAGCAAGCUGGCUCUGGCCCUCGACAAGAACGACGACGGCAAGAAAUUAACCUGCAGAGCCGAAAAUCCCAGAUUUCCCGGCGGAAACCUCGAGCAAACUAAAGUCCUGAACGUCGCCUAUAACCCGGUCGUCGCCGUUCACCUAGCUACCGGCUACACCAUGGAGUCUUUAAGGGAAGGCGAUGAUCUGAAGUUGGUCUGCGACGUGCAGAGCAACCCUCUUCCCACCAAAGUCAUUUGGUACCAUAACGAGAAGCGAUUGGAGCACGACGUGUCCGGCGGGACUCUGAUCGCCUCGAACGCGUUGACUUUGAGGCUGUUGACUCUGGCUCACGGCGGCGAGUACACCUGCGAGGCGGUGAAUCUUGUUGGAAUGGGUCGCAGCCAGCCUCUCUUCGUCCACAUGAAAUACGCGCCCAGGUGCAGAGUGGGUUACGAGCGUCGCGAGAUCGCGGCGGGUCGUCGCGAGACGGUGUCGUUGCGCUGCGAGGUCGACGCGAUCCCGACGGACGACGUGAGGUUCUCGUGGAUGUUCAACGCGACGCGCGGCGACGUGUCGCCGGUGCUGAACUCCAGAGCUCGGAAUAACGGGCUCGUUAGCGUUCUGGAGUACACUCCUACCGCUGACACCGACUUUGGAACCCUCGCCUGCUGGGCAAGCAACAGCGUCGGCAGACAAAGGACGCCUUGUGUAUUCAACAUCGUGCCGGGCAAGACACCGCAGCCGCCGUUCGACUGCUCCCUGCAGAACGAGACCAGCUCGUUGCAAGUGAAUUGUGUCCCUGGCGCGGACGGUGGUUCGCCGCAGUACUUUUUGUUGGAAGUUCGCGGCGGUCCGCGGGACCCGAGCGUCGUCCAGGUGAACACGGCCACGCUGCAGAAGCCCCAAAGCGACCAGGGCACGGUCGGCGAGUCGCCAGCCCUCUACCAAGAAAAGAACAUGCGACCCAAUUUUCAACUGCACGACCUAGAGCCGGGGUUCGACUAUACCCUCUACGUGUACGCGGUGAACGGUCGCGGAAGAAGCGAACCGGCGUUGCUGAGACACGUCAGGGUGACCGACUCGGUCGGAGGAAAAUUGGAGAGGACCGGGACCGGGAUCUUUCUCGAGGACCUGAAGAAGGCGCUGCCGAGUGCCAGCUCCGAGAAUCUGAUCAUCGUGGUCGCCUUGGCGGGGACAGGUGCGGUGGCGCUGAUCCUGGUCGGCAUCGGCGUGGUAAUCGGCCUGUCCGUGUGCAGAAGGAGGAGCGCAUCACCUACGAAGGACGGUCCGGACGAUUUCACGACGCCGUCCUAUGUUUCCGCGCAGAGGAUCGAGCCGAGGAUCAGAUACUCGGGCGACAGCAGCAGGCGUUCUCAAAGGACCAGCCUGUACGUCGAGGAGAAUCGAAACGAACCGGAUCUGCUGCAGCGGGUGGAGAUCGACGUGCACGACUAACGUUGCGGAAGAUCCCCUGCAUUUUGUACAGCCGUGAGAGGAACACGCUUCGAUGUGAAACGUUCGCCGUUAUGUAUUAUACACGCUUCCCCGGACAUCCUGUCUGUAUUAGAUAGAGAAAUCCGGCCGGAAGUGCCUAUUUUUGUAGACGUGUAAGGACGUAGCUUGAUAAGCCGUAGAAAAGCAAGCGAGAUGCAGUGCGUUAUUGCGCCCGAUCCGGUGAUCUAACACUAUUUCCAGAAUACCUGUACCUGUGCUUUGCGAUCGUGCUCGCGAGAGUGUCCGUAAAAAGCGUCCGCCGCGUCGCACGACGGCCUUAAAGCUUUUAUUUAUUACAUCUCGCACUUUGUACUGCGACUGCACGUGCCAUUCGCGAACAAGCAACAGUCGAGAGAGAAAGAGAGAGAGAGAAAGAGAGAGAGAGAAAGAUA
Messenger RNA from Megalopta genalis, 3978 nucleotides. RefSeq names its product motor axon guidance molcule sidestep (gene side). NCBI's taxonomy places the organism in Eukaryota, Metazoa, Arthropoda, Insecta, Hymenoptera, Halictidae. Gene Ontology annotation, molecular function: protein binding. The record is from RefSeq and is a predicted model, not a curated record.